Molecule: messenger RNA, 1321 nt
Organism: Gigantopelta aegis
Lineage: Eukaryota; Metazoa; Mollusca; Gastropoda; Neomphalida; Peltospiridae
Exons: 9
Coding region: 80-1108 (342 amino acids)
Source: RefSeq, a predicted model, not a curated record
AAAGAACAAUACAUGUCGCCUUGACAACGUUAAAACCAUCCUGCCGUGUAGUAAUAUUUAAUUCUUCAUUAACCUGAAGAUGGAGAACGAUACAUCCUUGAUUUUCAAAGAAGAAACCCUCAACAAGAACACUGAGUUCUCGGCGCUGACACAAGCCUGUCGAAUUGUGCUGGACGCUGAACGAAAUCGAGCCGAGGCCUACAAUAAGGCGGCCCGGCUCUUCUUCAAAGGUGGUCGUAAGAUCGGCAUCAACAACGUCAGCAGACGACUGGGAAAGCAGAUCAAAAUGGUAGCAGACGAUCUGAAUGGAGUCUGGUCAGAAAACAAAACCAUGAUAAACAUGCUCGAUGUUAUUUCCACACAAAACAAAGAGAGCUUGAUGAAGUUGCAAGAAAGUGGAGAAACAAAUAGCGAUGCCAGAAAAGAAAAGUGUUAUAAUGCGGUUGUUUCCCAGUAUGAAGACGAGGAGUGCAAGAAGUUGAACCAUCUCAAGAUGGCGCUGAUUGAGUUCCUCGACAGACUGGAAGUCACCUUACCCAGAAUCACGUUCGAAAGAGCAGGAAAAGGCAGCCAUUUUUGUGAUAGUUGGGUCGACCUCAAACGCCUAAACACAGAAGAUAUCGUGAAACAAAGAAUAUCACAUUUACUCAGCGCCCGUAGGCCUACUUGUGAUUUAUCAAAGGAUGACAUUUCCUGUUCUAACUCAUCAUUUGAGGAACAGCAGAAUGAUCACUCUAACAACGGUAGAACAAACACCACGGCGUGUCAUAUUCCCGUGGCCCUCAUGAGCAACGUCACUGUCAUAGCCACCGACAACUUCAAGAGGUUCGAGAGAAACCAAAUCAGUCUUCGACGAGGCAUGAUACUCAAACAGAUUCUGGCUGCUAAUCAAGAUGGCUACGCCCAUGGUUACAAAACAUCCGGCAAGUUUUACUCGGAUAAGAAGUAUGGCUAUUACCCAGCGAACAAAGUGGUCCUUUAUGAACCUAAAGCUAUGGGCGAGCCUAAAGCUAUAAGCGAGCCAAGACCUAAAGGCGAGCUGAAACCUAUAGGCGACUGGAAAACAUUGCAUCCUCCAUAUUCUCAAACGAUUUCUUCGAGUAGCUGAAACAGUUUAAUAUAUUUUACUGAAAAGAUCACAUAUAUAUUACAUGUCGAAUGUAUGUUUUAAAGUAAUAACAGCAAAUUUUGACUGCAGCCAAAACCUUCAUCCAUUGUAUCAGGAGUUUAACUGUUUUACUGGCAGUGAAACCCAUAUUACAUCUCUGUAUAUUAUACAGGCGUAGCUAAUCUAGUUGCGAAUUAAAUUUAAUCUUGAAAA